Molecule: messenger RNA, 7175 nt
Organism: Hyla sarda
Lineage: Eukaryota; Metazoa; Chordata; Amphibia; Anura; Hylidae
Product: oocyte zinc finger protein XlCOF22-like
Exons: 10
Coding region: 58-2421 (787 amino acids)
Biological process (GO): regulation of DNA-templated transcription
Source: RefSeq, a predicted model, not a curated record
CCUCUUCUCCCUCCAGCUGAUCCAGUUGUCUCCUCUUCUCCUGAAUGACCCCACAAUAUGGACAGGAAUGAGAUGACUAAGAGAAUAUUACACUUCACCUUGGAAAUCCUCCACCUGCUGACCAGAGAGGAUUACACUAUAGUGAAGAAGACAUGGAGGGAGUGUAUGUCCCCCAGCAGCCAUCUCCAUGAGUCAGGAGGACGGAGCAGGGCCCGGGGCCCCAUCACGGAGCCUCCACCUCUCUCACUGAUACAUGAGAAGAAGAUCCUGGAACUCAUCCACAGGAUCACUGAGCUGCUGACUAGAGAGGUUCCUAUAAGGUGUCAGGAUGUGGCGGUCUAUUUCUCCAUGGAGGAGUGGGAGUAUGUAGAAGGACACAAGGAUCUGUACCAGGACAUAGUCAUGAUGGAGGAUCACCGGCCCCUCGCAUCACAAGAUGGAGUCAUGGAAAGAAAUCCACCCGAGACGUGUCCCCGUCCUCUGUAUUCCCAGGACUGUCCAGAAGGAAAUGUCUCAGAGAAGCAUCAGCCUGAAAAUCCAGUUGAUAUUAAAGUUGAGGCUAUAGAUGAAGCGGAGGAGACAGGUGUCAUGGCCAAUCAGCAUUGUGUGGUCAUGGAUGAAAAUCCACCCGAGAGGUGUCCCCGCCCUCUGUAUUCCAAGGACUGUCCAGAGGGAAAUGUCUCAGAGAAGCAUCAGGAUGAAGAUCUGAUGAAUAUUAAGGUUGAGGUUAAAGAUGAACCAGAAGAGGAGACGGAUUUGGGGGCCGAUCAGCAGUAUGGAGUCAUUGAUAGAAAUCCACCCGAGAGGUGUCCCCGCCCUCUGUAUUCCCAGGACUGUCCAGAGGGAAAUGUCCCAGAGAAGCAUCAGGGGGGAGAUCUGACUAAUAAUAAAGUGGAGGAUGAAGAAGAGAGGAUGAGGGGCCAUCACCCGUGUAUGAGGGAAGUGAAGGAGGAAAUUCCAGGAGGUGUUACCCCAGAGCAUCCAAGGAAGAAACGUGAGGGAAACGUCAUGUUAUCUGUGAGUGAUAAAGAAGAAGAUGGAGAGAUCAUGGAGCGCUCCUCAGGAGAAGAUGGAGAGAUCAUGGAGCGCUCCUCUGGAGAAGAUGGAGAGAUCAUGGAGCGCUCCUCAGGAGAAGAUCUCCUUACCCCUAAUGUCCAUCCAGAUCUAUCACAUAAUAAUCCCCCUGAUCAUGGGGAACCUUCCCACCAACCACACAUUGUUACCACAAGGACAGAGAAGAAAAGGAUUCAAUGCGAUGAAUGUGGGAAAUGGUUUACAAAAAGAUCAAAUCUUGUUAGGCACAGAAAAAGUCACAGAGAAGAGAAGCCAAAUUCAUGUUGUGAAUGUGGGAAAUGCUUUUCAAGUAAAUCACAGCUUGUUAAACAUAAGAGAAUUCACACUGGGGAGAUGCCAUAUUCAUGUUCAGAAUGUGGGAAAUGCUUUAGAUGGAAAUCUCAUCUUGUUAGACAUGAGAGAAGUCACAUAGGGGAGAAACCAUAUUCAUGUUCAGAAUGUGAGAAAUGUUUUAUAAAUAAACCACAACUUUCAAGACAUGAGAGAACUCACACAGAGGAGAAGCCAUUUUCAUGUUCAGAAUGUGGUAAAUGCUUUAGAUGGAAAUCUCAUCUUGUUACGCAUGAGAGAAGUCACACAGGAGUAAAGCCAUAUUCAUGUUCAGUAUGUGGGAAAUGUUUUAUAAGUAAAUAUAAUCUUUUUGCACAUGAUAAGAUUCACACAGGGGAGAAACUAUAUUCAUGUUCAGAAUGUGGGAUAUGCUUUUUAAGUAAACUACAACUUGUUAAACAUGAGAAGAGAAUUCACACAGGAGAGAAGCCAUUUUCAUGUUCAGAAUGUGGGAAAUGCUUUAGAUGGAAAUCUCAUCUUGUUACGCAUGAGAGAAGUCACACAGGAGUAAAGCCAUAUUCAUGUUCAGAAUGUGGGAAAUGCUUUAUUCAGAAAGUACAACUUCUUACACAUGAGAGAAGUCACACCGGAGAGAAGCCGUAUUCAUGUUUAGAAUGUGGGAAAUGUUUUACAAGUAAAUAUCGUCUUGUUGCACAUGAGAAGAUUCACACAGGGGAGAAGCCAUAUUCAUGUUCAGAAUGUGGGAAAUCCUUUUUUAGUAAACCAAAACUUGUUCAGCAUGAGAAGAGAAUUCACACAGGAGAGAAGCCAUAUUCAUGUUCAGAAUGUGAGAAGUGUUUUUUACGUAAAUCAGAUCUUGUUACCCAUGAGAGAAUUCACACAGGAGUAAAGCCAUAUUCAUGUUCAAAGUGUGGGGAAUGUUUUAUAAGUAAAUCACGUCUUGUUAAACAUGAGAAAAGUCACACAGGAAAGACACCGUAUUCAUGUUCAGAAUGUGGAAAAUAUUUUACAACUAAAUGGGUACUUGGUAAACAUGUAAGAAUUCACACAAGGUAGAAGCCAUAUUCAUGCUAUGAAUGUGGAAAAUGCUUUUCACAAAUUUCUGAGCUUAUUAUACAUAGGAGACGUCACACAGGAGAGAAGCCAUAUUCAUGCUCGGAAUGUGGGGAAUGUUUUAUAACUAAAACACAACUUUCAGGACAUGAGAGAACUCACACAGGGGAGAAGCCAUAUUCAUGCUCGGAAUGUGGAAAAUGAUUUUAUACAUGAGAGAAGUCAUACAGGAGAGAAGCCAUUUUCAAUAAUUAUAUUUCGUAUAUUCAGGGUUAAAACAUUAUUUCCCUUAAUGUUAUAAAUACACCAUUUUCUCUGUAGGACCCCCGCCCCCCCAGACAGAGAUAAAGAGUGGAUGUUGUCUCCACCAGAAUAGUCCCCAUAGUCACCCCAAAAGCUGUUGUAUUGUAGUUCCCCUAUAAGCUGUUGUAUUGGAGGAGUCCCCCUAUAAGCUGUUGUAUUGGAGGAGUCCCCCUAUAAGCUGUUGUAUUGGAGGAGUCCCCCUAUAAGCUGUUGUAUUGUAGUCACCCUAUAAGCUGUUGUAUUGGAGGAGUCCCCCUAUAAGUUGUUGUAUUGGAGGAGUCAUCCUAUAAGCGGUUGUAUUGGAGGAGUCCCCCUAUAAGCUGUUGUAUUGUAGUCCCCCUAUAAGCGGUUGUAUUGGAGGAGUCAUCCUAUAAGUGGUUGUAUUGGAGGAGUCCCCCUAUAAGCUGUUGUAUUGGAGGAGUCACCCUAUAAGCUGUUGUAUUGGAGGAGUCCCCCUAUAAGCUGUUGUAUUGUAGUCCCCCUAUAAGCGGUUGUAUUGGAGGAGUCCCCCUAUAAGCUGUUGUAUUGUAGUCCCCCUAUAAGCGGUUGUAUUGUAGUCCCCCUAUAAGCUGUUGUAUUGUAGUCACCCUAUAAGCUGUUGUAUUGGAGGAGUCCCCCUAUAAGCUGUUGUAUUGGAGGAGUCACCCUAUAAGCUGUUGUAUUGGAGGAGUCCCCCUAUAAGCUGUUGUAUUGUAGUCACCCUAUAAGCUGUUGUAUUGUAGUCCCCCUAUAAGCGGUUGUAUUGGAGGAGUCCCCCUAUAAGCUGUUGUAUUGGAGGAGUCCCCCUAUAAGCUGUUGUAUUGUAGUCCCCCUAUAAGCUGUUGUAUUGGAGGAGUCACCCUAUAAGCUGUUGUAUUGGAGGAGUCCCCCUAUAAGCUGUUGUAUUGGAGGAGUCCCCCUAUAAGCUGUUGUAUUGGAGGAGUCCCCCUAUAAGCUGUUGUAUUGUAGUCCCCCUAUAAGCGGUUGUAUUGUAGUCCCCCUAUAAGCUGUUGUAUUGGAGGAGUCCCCCUAUAAGCUGUUGUAUUGGAGGAGUCACCCUAUAAGCUGUUGUAUUGGAGGAGUCACCCUAUAAGCUGUUGUAUUGGAGGAGUCCCCCUAUAAGCUGUUGUAUUGUAGUCCCCCUAUAAGCGGUUGUAUUGUAGUCCCCCUAUAAGCGGUUGUAUUGGAGGAGUCCCCCUAUAAGCUGUUGUAUUGUAGUCCCCCUAUAAGCGGUUGUAUUGUAGUCCCCCUAUAAGCGGUUGUAUUGGAGGAGUCCCCCUAUAAGCUGUUGUAUUGUAGUCCCCCUAUAAGCUGUUGUGUUGGAGGAGUCCCCCUAUAAGCGGUUGUAUUGUAGUCCCCCUAUAAGCUGUUGUAUUGGAGGAGUCAUCCUAUAAGCGGUUGUAUUGGAGGAGUCCCCCUAUAAGCUGUUGUAUUAGAGGAGUCCCCCCUAUAAGCUGUUGUAUUGGCUGAGUCCCCCUGUAAGCUGUUGUAUAGGAGGAGUCCUCCUAUAAGCGGUUGUAUUGGAGGAGUCCCCCUAUGAGCGGUUGUAUUGGAGGAGUCCCCCUAUAAGCGGUUGUGUUGGAGGAGUCACCCUAUAAGCAGUUGUAUUGGAGGAGUCCCCCUAUGAGCGGUUGUAUUGGAGGAGUCCCCCUAUAAGCUGUUGUAUUGGAGGAGUCCCCCUAUAAGCUGUUGUGUUGGAGGAGUCACCCUAUAAGCAGUUGUAUUGGAGGAGUCCCCCUAUGAGCGGUUGUAUUGGAGGAGUCCCCCUAUAAGCUUUUGUGUUGGAGGAGUCACCCUAUAAGCUUUUGUGUUGGAGGAGUCCCCCUAUAAGCUGUUGUAUUGUAGUCACCCUAUAAGCUGUUGUAUAGGAGGAGUCCCCCUAUAAGCUGUUGUAUAGGAGGAGUCCCCCUAUAAGCGGUUGUAUUGGAGGAGUCCCCCUAUAAGCUUUUGUAUUGUAGUCCCCCUAUAAGCUGUUGUAUUGGAGGAGUCCCCCUAUAAGCUGUUGUAUUGGAGGAGUCACCCUAUAAGCGGUUGUAUUGGAGGAGUCACCCUAUAAGCGGUUGUAUUGGAGGAGUCACCCUAUAAGCUGUUGUAUUGGAGGAGUCCCCCUAUAAGCUGUUGUAUUGGAGGAGUCACCCUAUAAGCUGUUGUAUUGGAGGAGUCAUCCUAUAAGCGGUUGUAUUGGAGGAGUCCCCCUAUAAGCUUUUGUAUUGUAGUCCCCCUAUAAGCUGUUGUAUUGGAGGAGUCACCCUAUAAGCUGUUGUGUUGGAGAAGUCCCCCUAUAAGCUGUUGUAUUGUAGUCACCCUAUAAGCUGUUGUAUUGGAGGAGUCACCCUAUAAGCUGUUGUAUUGGAGGAGUCCCCCUAUAAGCUGUUGUAUUGUAGUCACCCUAUAAGCUGUUGUAUUGGAGGAGUCCCCCUAUAAGCUGUUGUAUUGUAGUCCCCCUAUAAGCGGUUGUAUUGUAGUCCCCCUAUAAGCUGUUGUAUUGGAGGAGUCAUCCUAUAAGCGGUUGUAUUGGAGGAGUGCCCCUAUAAGCUGUUGUAUUGGAGGAGUCCCCCCUAUAAGCUGUUGUAUUGGCGGAGUCCCCCUGUAAGCUGUUGUAUAGGAGGAGUCCUCCUAUAAGCGGUUGUAUUGGAGGAGUCCCCCUAUGAGCGGUUGUAUUGGAGGAGUCCCCCUAUGAGCGGUUGUAUUGGAGGAGUCCCCCUAUAAGCUGUUGUGUUGGAGGAGUCCCCAUAUAAGCUGUUGUAUUGUAGUCCCCCUAUAAGCUGUUGUAUAGGAGGAGUCACCCUAUAAGCUGUUGUAUUGGAGGAGUCACCCUAUAAGCUGUUGUAUUGGAGGAGUCCCCCUAUAAGCUGUUGUAUUGUAGUCACCCUAUAAGCUGUUGUAUAGGAGGAGUCCCCCUAUAAGCUUUUGUGUUGGAGGAGUCACCCUAUAAGCUUUUGUGUUGGAGGAGUCCCCCUAUAAGCUGUUGUAUUGUAGUCACCCUAUAAGCUGUUGUAUAGGAGGAGUCCCCCUAUAAGCGGUUGUAUUGGAGGAGUCCCCCUAUAAGCUUUUGUAUUGUAGUCCCCCUAUAAGCUGUUGUAUUGGAGGAGUCACCCUAUAAGCUGUUGUGUUGGAGAAGUCCCCCUAUAAGCUGUUGUAUUGUAGUCACCCUAUAAGCUGUUGUAUUGGAGGAAUCCCCCUAUAAGCUGUUGUAUUGGAGGAGUCCCCCUAUAAGCUGUUGUAUUGUAGUCACCCUAUAAGCUGUUGUGUUGGAGGAGUCCCCCUAUAAGCUGUUGUGUUGGAGGAGUCACCCUAUAAGCUGUUGUAUAGGAGGAGUCCCCCUAUAAGCUGUUGUGUUGGAGGAGUCCCCCUAUAAGCGGUUGUAUUGUAGUCCCCCUAUAAGCGGUUGUGUUGGAGGAGUCCCCCUAUAAGCGGUUGUAUUGUAGUCACCCUAUAAGCUGUUCUGUCUUGUCCACCCUCCAGUGUAGAAUCAGAGAGUGUUUAGCGCAGCAGGCGGUGUCACCCCGAAGCGAACGAGAUUGUCAGUCAGCAACAUGGAAAAACGAAACAUUUACUAAAAUUGGUCCGGCAUGGAUCAGUGAGGACUUUAUACUCCUGUGCAAGAUGCCACUGAUUAGACACUACUACCACCGCUCCUGCUGUAUGCUGACUACUACCCCACCAACUCCGCAACCUCCUGCUUUCUGCUGGCUACUACAACAACCACUGUGAUGGGGCAUCCGCACCAAAGUAUUCUUUAUAAUUCUUCCGUAGUUUUUGAUGUAUUCUGAACGUAACUUAGGCCAUUUGUCUAUGUGUAAUGGAGGGGGCAGGGGGAUCUAUUGUCAUGGGUGGUCAGAAGAUCUGCAUAGGAGAUAAAGGACACAGGGAGAUGCCUGUAUUGAUCAAAGGAAUGGGACAUAUGUCAGGUGACCACCUUAUGUCUGGACAGGGGCUGGGUGCAGUGCUGUGCCCAGGUCUGGAGGGUUGGACUGAGGCAUGCUGGGAGGCUUUCUUCCACAUUGGUAUGAGAUGAGGUUGGUAAGUGGUGGAGGAGAGUUGUGUGACAUCCUAGAGACAGGACCUGAUGUUAAUACAGAGCCUGCUGGGACAUGUAGUACCCCAAUUGUUGUGGAGUCUUGUGUUGGAGUUGCUAACAACACCGCUCUGGAGAUUGUGCCCCAGAAUCUGGAGGACAGCUGGGAUAGAGGGGCCAUGGCUGAGGCCAGCCCUCUGGAACAAGGAAUCGUGUCUGUGUGUGGCCCCCUGUGAACUGAGGAGCGGAUGGGAGGACCGAACCCCAGGGGACAUGAGGAACCACAAAAAGACCCGGAGUUUUCUUGUGGAUUGUGGACAAUAUAUACGAGUGCGACCUGGAGCUGAAUCCUGGGAUCUGUGGUUUGUUCCUUCCCCUGUACCCCUAGCCAUGGACUGUACCCCUAGACGUGGAUUGUGUUUUGUGUGUGAUCUCUGACAAUAAAACCAGUUCUGUU